This is a messenger RNA of Rhinocladiella mackenziei CBS 650.93, 3369 nucleotides long. Its product is annotated as leucine-tRNA ligase. Bases 1 to 3369 code for a protein of 1122 amino acids. The record is from RefSeq and is a predicted model, not a curated record. NCBI's taxonomy places the organism in Eukaryota, Fungi, Ascomycota, Eurotiomycetes, Chaetothyriales, Herpotrichiellaceae. Gene Ontology annotation, biological process: leucyl-tRNA aminoacylation. Gene Ontology annotation, molecular function: ATP binding; aminoacyl-tRNA deacylase activity; leucine-tRNA ligase activity. The transcript has 3 exons.
AUGGCGACCCAGAUACCUGUGGACCCGGCCUUGAAUUCGGCCAACACUCUGAGGCUGGAGAAUACUCAUAAUCGAGACGUCUUGAUUGCGAUUGAGAAGAAAUACCAAAAGGAAUGGCAGAAGAACAAAGUUUUCGAGUCAGAUGCGCCUACAACCACGGAGAUCCCAUUUGGCUCUGUCCCAGCUGCAGACAUCCGAAAGAAAUACCCAAAGUUCUUUGGCACUUUCGCUUACCCUUACAUGAACGGCACAUUGCACGCGGGACAUAGUUUUACAGUCAGUAAGGUCGAGUUCACAGCCGGAUUUGAGCGCUUGACUGGAAAGAGGGUCCUCUUCCCUCUAGGGUUUCAUUGUACGGGAAUGCCGAUUAAAGCCUGCGCAGACAAGCUCGUCGAAGAUGUGAAAAGGUUUGGGCAAAACUUUGAAAACUACCACGAAGAGGAGGAAGACAUCCCACCCGAGUCCAACGGGGCUCCCGUUGCACCCACACAAGGUAUCAAUGUGAGGGACGAUGUCACCAAGUUCAAGAGCAAGAAGGGGAAACAGGCGGCAAAAACAAUCAAAACCCAUUAUCAGUUCCAGACGAUGCUGGCUAUGGGAAUACCGAAAGAAGAAAUCCAUAAGUUUGCAGACGCAAAUUACUGGCUGGAGUACUUCCCGCCUCUUUGCGAACAAGAUUUGAACGACUUUGGGGCGAGGAUAGACUGGAGGAGGAAAUUCGUCACUACCGACGCAAAUCCAUACUACGACGCUUUUGUCAGAUGGCAAAUGAACCGUCUGCAUGAGUUGAACAAGAUUCUGUAUGGAAAGAGGUAUACCAUCUACAGCCCGAAAGAUGGCCAGCCUUGCAUGGAUCAUGACAGGACAAAAGGCGAAGGUGUUGGUCCUACAGAAUACACGGCCUUGAAGUUGAGAGUCAAGGAGUGGUCACCGGAGGCGGCAAGGGAGGUCGAGUCGAAGAUCCCAAAGGACGCGAAUGUCUAUUUCGUGCCGGCGACUUUGAGACCGGAAACUAUGUACGGCCAAACGUGCUGUUUCGUCGGGCCCAAGAUCAAGUAUGGCAUUUUCAAGGUGUCUGAGAAGGAAUAUUACGUGGUCACCAAGAGAGCAGCGUGGAAUAUGGCGUUCCAGGGUAUCUUCUUCGACGAAGCCCAUUUCCCCCGAGACCAAGAAGAGUUACAGCCUGUUGUGGAGCUGCCUGGCUCUGUGUUUGUCGGUACUUUGGUCAAUGCUCCAUUGUCGGCACACCCCCAUGGCGUUCGAAUAUUGCCCAUGGAGACGGUUUCCGCAACAAAAGGCACAGGUGUCGUUACCUCUGUUCCCUCAGACAGCCCGGACGAUUUCGCCACUGUGCGUGACUUGGCCAAAAAGGCGGAGUUCUAUGGCAUCAAGAAAGAAUGGGCGGAGCCCGAGAUCAUUCCCAUCAUUGAUACACCGGCAUAUGGCAACCUUGCAGCGAAGCAUCUGGUCGAGGCAAUGAAGAUCCAGUCCCCCAAAGAUGCGGCUUUGCUCGCAGAGGCCAAAGAUUUGGUGUACAAGGAGGGCUUCUAUAAUGGCACAAUGUUGGUUGGGGAGUUCAAAGGGGAAAAAGUGUCUGACGCCAAAGAAAAAGUCCGGAAUUCUCUGAUCAAAUCGGGCGAGGCAUUCCCCUUCGCUGACCCGUCUGCCGAAGUCAUCAGUCGAAGCGCUGAUGAAUGCGUGGUUGCUUACGUCCCUCAAUGGUUCUUGAACUACGGAGAGAACGACAAGGAGUGGCAAGGGAGAGUUCUGGACUACGUCAAGGACAAGGACGGUCUUGAAACAUACACGCACGAAACAGAAAAUCAAUUCGUGGCGAACUUGGAAUGGCUGAAUCAGUGGGCAUGUGCGAGAACAUAUGGUCUUGGAUCCAAAUUGCCUUGGGAUCCCACCUUCUUGGUGGAGAGCUUGAGCGACAGCACCAUCUACAUGUCAUACUACACUAUCGCGCAUUUCCUGCAUGGCGACAAAUUUGGCGUGACGCCCGGCUUGCUCCCCAUCAAGCCAGAGCAGAUGAUUGAUGAUGUCUGGGACUACAUCUUCACGCGAACCAACGAUGUCGAGAGCGUUUCCAAAUCUUCAGAGAUCUCAGUUGAAGACCUGCAAACUCUGAGACGAUCCUUUGAAUACUGGUAUCCGCUUGACAUGAGAUCUUCCGGAAAAGAUCUCAUCCCGAACCAUCUCACUUUCUUCCUCUAUGUCCAUCUAGCACUCUUCCCUCGCGAAUACUGGCCAAGGUCGGUCCGAUCGAAUGGGCAUUUAUUGCUCAACGGUGACAAGAUGAGCAAAUCCACUGGAAACUUCCUGACCUUGAGCCAAGCAGUGAAGAAAUUUGGCGCUGACGCUACACGGAUAGCCCUCGCUGACGCAGGUGAUGGUAUGGAAGACGCGAACUUUGAAGAGAAGGGUGCCAACGCUGCAAUUAUGCGUAUGUACACCCUAAAAGAAUGGAUCGAGGAUACCCUGAAGGACAGUGGUUUGCGGAACACACAGGGCGAAGUCAUUUGGGACAAGCUGUUCGAAGAUGAGAUGGAUCUCUUGGUACAUGAAGCUUAUCAACAUUACUCUGACACCAACUUUAAGCUCGCUUUAAAGUCUGCCCUAUACGACUUCCAAUCCGCACGCGACUUCUACCGAGAAGCCUGCCUCUCCAGCGGCACGCCCAUGUCCCGACCCUUGAUACUCCGAUAUGUGGAAUUGCAAUCCCUCCUCAUCGCCACCAUCGCUCCCCACUGGGCCGAAUACAUAUGGUUGGAGGUCCUUCACAAAGAUUCGUCGAUCCAAUUGGCUCGCUGGCCCGAAGUCCCCGUCCCCGACCCGUCCCUCACCGCGGUGCGUGAAUAUGUCAAAACAACAUCGAGCAACAUCACCUCCGCCGAGGCGCAGGCCGCGAAGAAAAUGGCCAAGGGCAAAACCGCAGCCUUUGACCCACGCAAACCCAAGCGCAUCACCAUCUUCGUCGCCUCGAACUUUCCGGCGUGGCAGGACAAAUAUGUCGAACUGGUCCGUGAGAUGCUAGCGGCAUCGACGCUUAACGACGACAAAGCGCUGAACGGCCAGGUCGCCAAGCUGAGCAAGGGCCCGGAGAUGAAGAAGGCCAUGCCGUUCGUGCAGGCGCUGAAGAAACGGUUGACCUUUGGCAAAGAGUCUCCCGAGGCCGUCUUCAAUCGUAAACUGCCCUUCGAUGAAGUGAGCGUGUUGCAUGAUAUGAAGAAGGGUCUCAUGAAGACUACCGGCUGCAAGGAUGUUGUCAUUGUCAGUGUUGGCGAGGAUAAGUCUGGAUUGCCGCCCAUGGCUGAGCAUGCAGUGCCAGGCUCGCCGAGUUUCUUGUUCGAGAAUAUCGAGGCGUGA